UCCCUGCCUCUUGAGGCCCUUUUCCCUUGUUCUUUAUCAUCUUCCAUUGGGAACUGUUACCAGCAUCUUACAACAACUAAUGAACCUACCUCACAGUGCAACGGUGACCGCAGCUGCCAAUCUCCACCUCACAGCAGUUCUCCAGAACAAGUUUGGCCUCUCUCUGCUAUACUUGGUCUUAAGUCGAGGAGAGGAGUUGCAGAGUUCAGAUUCUGCUACAGAACUCACACAAGAUAAUCAGUGGACGGAAGUGAUGAUCAUGGCAAUUAGGGAGUUUCUUCGGAUCCCUCAGGCGGUCUUGGCUAAGCCAGUGUCUACGCCCUCUAAUCUUUUAUCGCUCUUCUCUCGCUAUGUUGAUCCGCAAAAGCUGAAUGUGCUAGAGACAAAAUUGCAGUUGAUCCAAGGAAUACGGUAGAAGGCCUCAAGAGUGUUGUCAUGCUGGUGUCCAUCAUUGCUGUCCCUCCAGCAUCUUUUAGUGGGCAAAGAGGAGGCAGUGCCUUCUUCAUAUAAAUCCUUAUGGGAUUAUGUCUCUGGCCCAGCACAGAAGAUUGCUCUCUUGCCCGGAGCUUGGUUGGGGUGGUGCUUUCCCUUCUGCAUGCCCUUGUUGCAUUGAAUUCUACCCAAGCUCCGCCAUCCUUUUCCUUAGCACUUUUGCAAUGGCUUCUCCUCCCUACACAGACCCCUCUGCCCACUACACUACUGAUGGACUAUUAAAGAAAAGAGACCCUUCCUGUAUCACUGCUAAGAACACAGAGCCGAGGGGUAGUGGUGUCUUUUUAUUGUGGAAGUGGGGAGGCCUGGUGUUUCUGUGCCUCUUGAUAACGUUGGAGUAUGUUUUUAGAUGAUGGGAAUUCCUCUUGAUUGACCCACUGAGUCUAUUUUCUGCUCUUCCUGUGGUAGAUGCCGCCUUGUAGUGCUGCCCAUUCCCUACAAAGUAGUCAUCUUUCUGAACCUUGUGAUGAAGCAACAUCAUCUUUGCACACGUGUCUAGUCUUCCCAAGACUCAUUUUCUACCUAAGCUUGUCUCUGACCUGCACCUUGCUUCAAGCUGGCCAAGAUCUCCCUGUGUAGACUAACCGACAAGAUACCAGGAAUGAAUUCCUCUAGAGCAGAUUAAUCUUACUGAAUUUUGGUAUCAUACAUUGCUAAGUCCUGCUGGGUUGUCUUUUUAUUUUUAUUUUUUGAAUGUGGUGAGGUUUUUUGUUUUGUUUUUUUAAUUUUUACUCUGUUUUUAAAAACAAUUUGCACAUGUAGGUAUCCUCUAAGCAGUGAACUCCUGUUACUAACUGGCUGCUUCUCCACAGUAUUCUCUUCCCCUAUUUGCCUCUUGAAACCACAUUCUACUGGACAUUUCACCCCUUCCUUGAGCCUUCUGCCCCCACUGUUACUCCUUUCAGUAUACACGAUCAAGUGGUCCAUUAUUAUUGUGCUUUUACUUUUUGGUUUGGUUAUGAUUAAUGAAAAUUUCUAAAUUUACAUUUUUAUAGGGUAUUGUAAAUAAAAAAAAUCUAUACU
This is a messenger RNA of Protobothrops mucrosquamatus (brown spotted pit viper), 1515 nucleotides long. Its product is annotated as protein PAT1 homolog 1. Bases 80 to 415 code for a protein of 111 amino acids. Lineage: Eukaryota; Metazoa; Chordata; Lepidosauria; Squamata; Viperidae. The record is from RefSeq and is a predicted model, not a curated record. The transcript has 4 exons.